This is a messenger RNA of Prorocentrum cordatum, 1371 nucleotides long. The record is from the annotation of a GenBank genome assembly. Lineage: Eukaryota; Dinophyceae; Prorocentrales; Prorocentraceae.
CUUCUGAACCAGGCGUGGGGGUUCCCGAAUCCUGUGGUCUCGAUCGCUGAAAUCCAGGCCAGGGUUGACUCGUUCAUGGAUGCGUCUGCAUUGGACUGGGAGUGCAACGCCUUGCAGAGCGUCCGCCCUGGCGUCAUUAUCGAGGAGCUCGUGCUUGCUGAGGACAGCCGGGGGAAGCUGAGCGUCGACGAGUACAAGUUCUACACGGUCUGGGGCCAGGUGAUGUUCGGAGAGAGCGUGCCUUUCUCCUCUGGCGCCGCUAUGGAGAUCUCCCGCGACGGUCAGGUGCUCACCUCGGUCUUGCCAUGCCCUCCUGUUUGCCUCUCGCCGUGCUAUGACCAAAUGGUGCAGAAGGCAGAGCAGAUCGCCCAGGGUGCCCGGACAGAUUUCCUCCGCGUCGAUUUGCUGGUGCACGGGAAGUGCGACGGGCUCUACGUGAGCGAGGUGGAGUUGUACCCGGCCAGCGACUUCAGCGCCCCUCUCAAGGAGCUUGUCGCGCAGCAGUGGCGAAAAGGCUAUGGGAUUUGACCAGCGGUUACCUGGCAUCUUCUCCGCAAGGCGCAGCGAGGAAGCAGCAUCCUGAGCAUUCGGCGAUGCGUCGUAGAGCCAACGGUCGGCGCCCGGCAAUCUGACCGAAGGCACAUCAUCUGAAGUUCAGGACCGUGCCAGCCACCCUGGCCUGCGAGCAGCCUUGGGCCAGGUGGCGAGAACGCCUGCCUGCUCGAGUGGUUGUUCUGGAGGGGUGGUCCAGUCGCGAGCCUUGACCCAUGCGCCAGCGAAACCUCAGGGGCGCCACUGUACAAUCGGCCGCGGACAGGUCCACAGCCAGCAGGAGCAGGUGAUCUUCCGGGCCUCGGAGGGCUCGCCGCCGGGCGCCAGGCUGUUGGCCCAGAGCCGGUCAGCAUCCGUCGACGAAGAAGAACCUUGAGGAGCUUAUGAGGUAAUUAUCGAGCUGCCUGCAACAAACUCCGCCACAGUGCCAGCGCACCAUUGAAACGUGCUGGGAACAUUUCGGCCCGGAUCUCCCGAAUGGCUAGUCAGAGCCAAUUUGGGGCCGGGGGGUCUGGGAAGCAGCCCCACAGUGUUGUAGCGGGGUGUUGGCGUAAGGUUGCAUUGCUGUUGCGUUGUUGCGUUGUCAUGUAAGUGGUCCCCCAAGUAUGGAUGCACCGUUUCUUCUUCCAGCGGUAGCUCCGACUGCAGGCCGCGGAGGGGGGGGCGCCGAUCUUCCUCGGAUGGGCUCUGAAGCACUCUGUGUGGCCAUCUCGCUGCAGCCGUGGGCCGCCUUUCGGCGGCGAGCGAGGGAGGAAGUGCGAAGGCGAAGGCCUUCUCGGAGGGCGGCGGGACUUCGCAGAGGCCCCCGCACCUUCGGGG